AUGAUAGGAUCCGAACGUCAUGCCUUCUCGGCGCCAGUGAUCCCUACUUCCCAUACGAACUCUAGGAGGAACGGCGAUCGAUCUGUCACUCCGAAGUCCCCCAAACCCUUUAAGCGCGACGUCGCGAUGGAAUCGUCUCGAUCAGGGAGUGGUGGAAAGACGGCUGGCCGGUUAGGGUGGACUGUAAAAUCAGCCCUUGUGUCGAUCCUCGCAGCAACUCCUGGCUCCAUGGCAGACUGCAUUCCGUUAACAGGCUCAACAACUUGUCCAGCGUUUGCGUCCGCCUCGGUGUCCACGAGUAGUUAUUUAAUAGGGCUAUUUCCUUUUCUCCAGUACGUCUCAGACAGGGCUUCUUUCGAUAAGCAGUUAAGCCAAUAUGUUCAGACCGAUUUUGUUCAGAAACAGUACCAAACAUUGUUGGGUUGCGGCAAUAUCGACCUCGUCAACACUACUGAUUUAUAUGCGCGUUUCACUACCUCAGUAAUCUGUAAUGCUAUUAUCCAAAAUUCCAUCAAGGACUGUAGUCUGUCGGACCAGGAUUCGCGGCCCUUGUGUGCCGACUCUUGCGCUCAUUAUGCCGAGAGUGAAGCCUAUCUCGCGGCCGAUACUAGCCUGUGUCCCAGCUCAAGCAGUGGCCGUCAAGACCAGAUAAGAGCUGACUUCGUUAAUUGUGCUUUGCCGGCGGACUCGCUAUCUAGUAGCAGUUGUAUCCAAGGCAUCGCUAAUGAACCAGAUAACUGUGGAUACGGCGGUAGCACCGUUGGAUUGUGCUCAUAUUGCGCAUCAGGCGGUAUUAACUCGACUGAUACCUGCUGCUACAAUUCCAAUAUCGAGUCAAAGUGCGCCAACGUCGUCUUGCCCUCAAUUACGUCAACCAUAUCCUUCAGUACACCUACCGCGAGCGCCACCGCCAGCAGCACAGCAACACCCGUUGCGGGGGGCUCAUCCGGCAGCAAAGGUCUUUCUGGCGGUGCGAUAGCUGGUGUUGUCAUUGGAUCCGUGGCUGGUCUGGCUCUUUUAGUCUUCCUCAUACUGAUGUGCAUUAGACUGGCACGAAGAAGACGUGGUAGUCAGAAGGGAAGCAUAUUUAACCAACCAUCACCCUCUAGGAAAGGGCCACAGACAAACCAGGUUCCCGCGGCUCCUGUAGCACCUCAAGGGUAUGAAGUCCUCCCCGGAGGAAGGAUAGCCCGUAUGUCGGCAUUAGAAGGCCAUACGGGAGAGCCUGGCUCGAGACACGGAGACUCCAGACGCGGGGCUUCGGCGGGUGCAGCAGCAGCCGGUGCGGCCGCUGGGUACAUCACAGGAAGACGGAGAGGAGGAGGUGAUCAUUCGUCUUCUGACUCGUUCGGGGAGAGUCCCGGAUCAGAACCACGUGCAGCUAUAUUACGACCACCUCCCAUGAACAUCCGCAGGAACGGUUCGUUGUCUAGCAGUUCGGUGCUCGCAGGUGAAGAUCCUCAAUCUCCCGGUAGUGCAGGGGGGAUGUCAUCGCCCCCUGGUGUCAACAGUCAGCAAUCUGAGCAACUCCCAUUCUUCAAGGACUAUUACUCGCAGGACGAUAUCCACCCUGGCGAGCGCGUCUCGGUCCUUUGGGCGUACCAGCCCCGCGCAGCCGACGAAUUCGCCUUGGAACGCGGUGAUAUGUUGAAGGUGGUAGGUAUCUGGGAUGACGGAUGGGCAACCGGUGUUAUGUUGGACGAAAGAGCAGAUGAGUGGGAAGCACGCAGACAAGCACAGAGGGAUAGCGGAGUUUCACAUACCUCAGGUCGCUUACGAGACACAUCACCUCCGGUUAGUGGAGAGAUCAAGGCUUUCCCGUUGGUCUGCGUCUGCCUACCCGAACAUUGGAGGAAGACAAUUGAGGGCGAUGGAUCUACAGAGACCGGGUCUAGUGCUCAGCACGGAACUUGA
This is a messenger RNA of Annulohypoxylon truncatum, 1914 nucleotides long. RefSeq lists its product as uncharacterized. NCBI's taxonomy places the organism in Eukaryota, Fungi, Ascomycota, Sordariomycetes, Xylariales, Hypoxylaceae. The transcript is spliced from 3 exons. The record is from RefSeq and is a predicted model, not a curated record. The coding region runs from base 1 to 1914 and encodes 637 amino acids. Gene Ontology annotation, molecular function: protein binding.